Megalops cyprinoides (Indo-Pacific tarpon) is the source of this 2914-nucleotide messenger RNA. It is a transcript of the gene cdk15, whose product is annotated as cyclin-dependent kinase 15. Gene Ontology annotation, biological process: protein phosphorylation. NCBI's taxonomy places the organism in Eukaryota, Metazoa, Chordata, Actinopteri, Elopiformes, Megalopidae. Gene Ontology annotation, cellular component: cytoplasm; nucleus; cytosol. The transcript has 14 exons. Bases 209 to 1474 code for a protein of 421 amino acids. Gene Ontology annotation, molecular function: cyclin-dependent protein serine/threonine kinase activity; ATP binding; cyclin binding. The record is from RefSeq and is a predicted model, not a curated record.
GAGAGAGAGAGAGAGAGCUGCCUGAAUAUCCUCCAGGAAGGGAGGAAAGAGGGGAGGAUAGAGCCCUUUUUCCUUGUGACUGCUGUUUCCUGAAUCUGUGGGAGGAAGUCAGGCUGUGACGACCACCCUGCGCUCGUGUCCGGGAAGGUGCUGAGGAUGCCCGGGUUGGCGUGAGGUUCCAGACAGCCUGACAUCCAGAGUUCCCAGGAUGCAGAACCUGCGACAGGCGGCCACGGAGGCGUUCCAUCGCCUAGGUCUAAAACAGAGACACCUGGGAUAUGAAGAGCUCAGUGACCUGGAGGACACCACCUACUCCUCAGAGCCCCAGCCUCAUUGGUUCCACACACUGCAGGUCCGCCGGUUACGGGUUCAAAGGUCACGGAGCAACAGUGACCCUCUCGGCGGAAAGAGUUUCGAGCAGGAGUUCCAAUGGAAAACAGGUCUUCAGUUCGGCACAGCAACCUCUUAUCUGAAUCUAGAGAAACUUGGAGAAGGAGCAUACGCCACUGUGUACAAGGGAAUAAGCAGGAUAAACGGUCACCUGGUCGCCCUGAAGGUGAUCCGCAUGAAGACGGAGGAGGGGGUCCCCUUCACGGCCAUUCGGGAAGCCUCGCUGCUCAAAGGCCUGAAGCACGCCAACAUCGUCCUGCUGCACGACAUCAUCCACACGCGAGAGUCGCUCACCUUCGUCUUCGAGUACGUGCAAACAGACCUCGCCCAGUAUAUGACCCAACAUCCUGGGGGGCUACACUCCCAUAACGUCAGGAUCUUCAUGUUCCAGCUGCUGAGAGGCCUGUCGUACAUCCACGGCCGUAGGAUCCUGCACCGUGACCUGAAGCCCCAGAACCUGCUCAUCAGCUACCUGGGGGAGCUCAAGCUGGCCGACUUCGGUCUGGCCCGGUCCAAGUCCAUCCCCAGCCAGACCUACUCCUCAGAGGUGGUGACGCUGUGGUACCGCCCACCUGACGUGCUUCUGGGAUCCACCGACUACUCCACAGCCCUUGACAUCUGGGGUGCGGGCUGCAUUUUCAUCGAGAUGCUCCAGGGGGCGCCAGCAUUUCCCGGUGUGACAGAUGUCUUCGAGCAGCUGCAGAAGAUAUGGGCGGUCCUGGGAGUCCCUACAGAGGAGACCUGGCCAGGAGUCAGCGAGCUGCCCAACUUCAAACCAGAAUGGUUCCUUCCCUGUGAACCCCAGCUGUUCCGGAAUGUGUGGAAAAGACUGGGGCAGCUUCCCUACAAGACAGAGGAUUUGGCGGUGCAGAUGCUAAGGGCCGCCCCUCGGGACCGUAUCUCUGCCCAGGACGCCCUGCAGCAUGCCUACUUCAACACCCUGCCACCUCCUCUCAUGCACCUGCGUGACACGGUGUCGGUCUUCAAGGUCCCCGGAGUGAGGUUAGAGGCGGAGGCCCGGGACAUCUUCAGCCCUGGCCGACGCGUCAGACCGUCCCUCACCCCACUCACCAAGUGCUGGUGACGCCCCUCCUCCGCCCCACCCGACCCCGCGCAACCUAACUUGGACUGACCACACGGCAGGGGCCACACACACCAUCAGCAUCCUCCAUAUGCCUGUCAGAGUCCCAGUGGAGGCCUAGGCCCACCCCCCAUCCCUGCCCCGGCCAAUCAGAACCGAUGAAGGCACAAGGGACAUCCAAGGAUUGUGUUGUAGCUGUUUGAAGAAGUCCCUCAGGUUCUUCCUUCCUGGAGAACCACCCAUGUGUGCCCCACCAUGCUUUUGGCAGCCCUUGCAGUUGUUACUGGGAGAGAAACUGAAGCUGUGUGAUUUUCAAACUUUUUUUUUAGACAUAACUGAGCAAAAGCCUUCCUUUAUCCACCCCAAACCCCUGACAUCAUGCUCAGGUCUCUUAAAAUGACAACUGCAUGGCCUGUUUAAUUUAUAAAACCUUUCCUCCUUUGAGUCUCUCUCGGGCUUGUUGGUUUUUACUCCUUAUCCAUUCAAUUGUACUUUUGAGACUGACAGACAAUAUAUGUAGAAAGACUAUAUUAUUUUUUACCUCAUACACCUCUAUUGUUAAUAAUAUUCAUCUGAUAACAUACAUGCCAAGUGAUCAUUGUAUCACAUAGCAUGUCUAUACACAGGAGAGGGUUAAAAAGACAUGUUCUGGAUGAUUGUUAUUGCUGUAAUAUUUGUCAGCACACAUUGCCAAUAACAGCUUUAUAUGUUAUUAACAGUAAUUUAUAACUAGAAGUAGAACCGUAACAUGCUCAUAAUGAAAUACGUGGAAUCCAGGGUCCCCUGAUCUAAGAGACACCUGAUCCAAAGAUUCUUGAAAUUCAAGGUGGAAAUCCUAGCUGUUGCUUCCUGCUUCUCCAUUAAGGCUGCAAAACAAGGCUUCCUAUUGGUUGAUGCUGUAAGGAUGUGCAGUUCUAGUGGUGGGUGGGAGCAGGCAGUCCCCAGCAUUCCUCCAAUCACUGAGCAGUACAGCACUUACAUUCACAAUAUUCUGGCAUAGCAUGUAGUGAGGAGCCACAUGUGGAAGUGCCAUUUUUAUAAUAGUGAGAUUGCCAUCUUGUCGAUAAAAGUCUUUGCCUGUCUCGCGUCUUGUGACCAGAGCACCCGAGUAUGCGGGUGACUCCGCCUCUGCAUGCUGACAUCAUAAUGCACGCCCCUGCAUAACUACACCCAGCCUGUGUGUCACUGUAAGCCAAGGGACCAGAGAGAGGUGACCUUAGUCCUUGUGUGUUGUCCUUAGUGCUACUGAUGUUGGUCAAUGAAAGUGCAAUGUAGCCUGUGUUGACACUUGAUCAACGGUAACAAGGACAGUGAGUGUGUGUUAGUAAUGUGACUAAUGAUUCAAACUGUUACCAAUAAAAUAAGUAUAGCAAAUGAAUGAAACAUGUCCGUGAGGGCCGUCCAGCAUGUUUUUACGAAUGGGCGGUGACAUCUUUCUGUUCC